Messenger RNA from Megalobrama amblycephala (Wuchang bream), 6083 nucleotides. It is a transcript of the gene sall1b, whose product is annotated as spalt-like transcription factor 1b. NCBI's taxonomy places the organism in Eukaryota, Metazoa, Chordata, Actinopteri, Cypriniformes, Xenocyprididae. The transcript is spliced from 3 exons. Gene Ontology annotation, molecular function: DNA-binding transcription factor activity, RNA polymerase II-specific; RNA polymerase II cis-regulatory region sequence-specific DNA binding. Gene Ontology annotation, biological process: regulation of transcription by RNA polymerase II. Gene Ontology annotation, cellular component: nucleus. The record is from RefSeq and is a predicted model, not a curated record. The coding region runs from base 414 to 4136 and encodes 1240 amino acids.
GUGAAACGUGUUGGCCAAUAGGAAUACCGAAGGGCGGGGCUGAACUCUCUCAACGCUGUCAAAGAAUUUCCUCAUGGAUUUGCGGUCUUACAGUUGUCAUGUUUUGAGUUGUGGGAAUGUGUUUAAUUUGGAUAUUGUGAUCGACAGUGCGGUGAUGUAUGAACGACUUUCGUUUAUAACUUAUUUAAUACCUCUCUGUUGACAUCACUGCCUUUACCACAUCCAUGUGUGAUCAUCGAAACUUCAUUGCUGCUAACUUAUUUCUCAGUUAUGAUGAAUACGUAAACAGUCCCGCGGUAGAUUCAGCCUUGACCGGGACUCGCUGACAAGGAUGCUUUUGGUUUGACACUGAAUAAUUUGGAUGAAAGGACACUUGUGGAUUCUUCAGGGAGAUAAACAGGUUUUAUUCCAGCAUGUCCCGGAGGAAACAGGCUAAGCCACAGUAUGUGCUCAUUGAUCAUAUGAUGGUGAAUGACCCCACUCCAUCCCACGAUGUCCAUAUGUGUGAACAAUGCUGUGCUGAAUUUUCCAGUAUAACAGACCUCUAUCAACAUCAGAAAGACUGUUCAAAAGACCAGUUAGUUCUAAUAGUAAGUGAAAACGAAAGCCUAGAUUCUCCACCUUCUGGCCUCACAAUCAAUUCAUCUUUCUUCAACACUGAGGAGCAUUUGAAUGGAGUGACAAGUAAUGACAGCACAGAGGAACAUUGUGACUUUUCUAAUGGCAAAAUAUCAGUGGAUGUUGACGAAUCCUUACACAUAUUUGAAAACAGCAGUCAUGAUGUUGCCAAAAAGUCUAAUUUACAUCAUGAUAACGAAAACUAUGCUGAUGGCUUUAGCUCUGCAUACUCAGCUUUACUACCUCAAGAGAGUACUUUACUUGAGUUAUGUAAAUUAUCAGCCAUUAAUAGCAAUGUCUUCAUUGAGAACCUAGAAAACACCAAAGUUGCUGUUGCUCAGUUCUCACAGGAAACUAGUUUGAAUCCAAAGACAAGUUGCAGGAACUCUAGCAACAUCAAAAUGGCCUCCUCUAGUUUGGUUGAGCAGCUGUUAUCACUGCAGGAACAGCAGGUGCAGCAACUAAAACUAAUAGAAGAAAUUCGACACCAAAUAACGUUAUUAGUAACCCAAAAUUCUAAUACACCUUUGGCCACACACACCUACAAUGGUCUCUCUCAAACCAGUUCACUGAUAAAACUCAGCUCACACCUCUCAGAACAACUCACAGCAGCUGCUGGGCUAGUGGAAAACCUAACUGCUAAUGCUAAUCAGUCUAAACAUGUUAUUUCACAAAACAACCAAGAUGGUUUAAGAGGUGAAAAAGGAAACUCCCAAAUGGCUGAUAAAAAUAGAGACAACCCUUUGCCAUCAAAGGUUGGUAGUGAUCGGUGUAGUAAUCGAUCUUUGCAAGGUAACACAGUCAGUGAUAAAGUUGAUGGCACAGCUCAUUUAAAAACACCUUCACCAUCUCCUGCUUCAUUUGCUGAUGGGAUUCUAAACAAACUCAAAUUGCCCCAUAAACAAAACAGCUUUCAUAAGUUUGAAAACUCCUUGCCUAGUAUUGGGGCAAUUGUAGAGGACCUGAAUGCUCUGACUGCCCUCGCCCAACAUAGGAAAGUCAAACCUCUCAAUGUGAGUUUAUGUGAACACAAGAGACAAUCUGAAGAUUGUAUAUUCAAGCACAAAUGCAGGUUCUGUGCCAAAGUAUUUGGAAGUGAUAGUGCUUUGCAAAUACACCUACGGUCUCACACUGGAGAGCGACCCUACAAAUGUAACAUAUGUGGAAAUCGAUUUUCCACCCGGGGAAAUCUCAAAGUCCAUUUCCAACGUCACAAGGAGAAGUAUCCUAACAUACUAAUGAAUCCUUAUCCGGUUCCAGAGCAUUUAGAUAAUGUCCUAACCAGCACAGGUAUUCCAUUUGGCAUGUCUCUGCCUCCUGAGAAUCCUGCUCCUAACUGGUUGGAUAGUAAACCUUUAGUGGGCAACUCACUUGGCUUUAUGCUUCCAUCAUCUUUGCCAAGUCUUCGACCCAUCAUUAAAAAAGAGGAGGAAAGCGUAUCAAUAACCAAACCUCAUAGUCCUGUUGUCAGUGAGGUGUGUGAGAGAAGUAAUGGGCAGUUUGGUAGUAGUCCUCCUCUAACCUCAGAUGAGAAAUUUCAAGAGGUUACACAACCCUUGACCAUCGCUACCUUACUAAGCUCCUCAGGGGAAGGUUCAAAAUACGACAUUGCUAUUAAUACCUCUGUCAAUACAAACUUAAUAACUGAGCUAAAAUCGGAGCAGCUUGAAACCAAAUUUCUUUUUGGAAGUCUUCCAAAUCCCCCUGGAGCAUCUGAGACUUCAAAGCUGGAGCAGUUGGUGGAGAACAUUGACAAGAGGUCUACUGAUCCUAAUGAGUGUGGAAUCUGCCACCGGGUUCUUAGCUGUCAAAGUGCCCUUAAAAUGCAUUACCGCACCCAUACUGGAGAGAGGCCAUUCAAAUGCAGAGUGUGUGGACGGGCUUUUACAACUAAGGGCAAUCUGAAGACACACUAUAGCAUUCAUCGUUCCAUGCCACCUCUUAGAAUACAACAUUCUUGCCCCAUAUGCCAAGAAAAGUUUACAAAUGCAAUGGUUCUACAGCAGCAUAUCCACAUGCAUAUGGGUGGCCACAUUCCUAAUGUCCCACUGCAAGAUAGCUGUGCAGAACCCAUGGACCAGGACACUGACUCUGUAGAUGGUAGGACCUUGGAAGUGGAUGCCUUCCCCAAUGAAGACAUAGACAUUAUGGAAGGUGUAUCUGAUUCUAAAUACCAAGACUCUUUACCGGACAGUCUAUGUUCUUCAACUGCUUCUUCUGUGUUUGCCAGAGGAACUGAGUCAGAGAGUCAGAUCACAGAUGUGGAGAAUUUGUCAAACAUCAAUAAGUUGACUAUGAGGAAUGGAUCAGUGAAUAGAGACUGCUUAACCCAGAGAUCAUCUUCACUAAAUAGGGAUCAUGAGAGUUUAAGGAGGAUUUCUACCAUCACUGAGACAAAACCCUCCUGGAACCCUUCGUCCCCCAAUUGCUCUACGUAUGAAAUGCAAGGAUACACUACAACUGACCGAAACCUGAAAUCUCCUGAAUCAAACAACUCAAGCCUACAGCCUAAUCUUACAGUGUGUAGUUUACUUGACGAAACAUCUGGAGAUAUACCAAAAGAUAGCAUGACCAUGAUUUUACCCUUCAAUGAGCGGGGAUCCCUAAAAAGCAAUGUUUGUGAUAUUUGCAACAAGACGUUUGCCUGUCAAAGUGCUUUGGAUAUUCACUAUCGAAGUCACACCAAAGAGCGCCCAUUCAUCUGCACUGCGUGCAACAGAGGGUUCUCAACCAAGGGUAACCUUAAACAGCACAUGCUUACUCACCAGAUGCGAGACUUACCUUCACAGUUGUUUGAGCCAUCAAAUCAGAUCCUAAUUUUCCCACCAAACCAGUUUCUACCCUCCAUGGAACCAAUUAAAAGAAUUGAACACAAUGGGCUCAUUAAAAAAGAUCCUAAAGAUUCACCCACUGGUAUAGUUAGUUCAACAGCUUCCACAUUACCUGUACUCUCUACACCAACAUUACCAGCAGCACCACUUCGACGAACAGCUAAACAGCACUUCUGUCACACUUGUGGGAAGACCUUCUCUUCUUCAAGUGCACUGCAGAUUCAUGAAAGAACCCACACUGGUGAGAAACCCUUUGCCUGCAACAUAUGUGGACGUGCAUUUACCACUAAAGGAAAUUUGAAGGUUCAUAUGGGAACUCACAUGUGGAGCAGUUCUCCAGCCCGACGAGGUCGCAGGCUUGAUGGUACAUUCCUUAGAUCCAAUUCUGAGCGAUUUCAAGACGCUCCCCCAAAAGAUGUUGCGGAUAAAGUGCGUAACGGGAACUCCAUAGGUCUCUGGAGCCAGUAUACCUCCCUCGCUAGUGAAUUGGGUGUGAGGACAAAUGAAAUACCUGUAAUUCAGAAUGGUGCCAUACCUCACCUGUCAAUUUCUGCUGGGCAUCUGGAAAACUUAGAAAAAUUACAACUCAGCAGAGCUUUACCUUGGCUUGAGAGACUGAGCGAAAAUGGUGCAACGUUUCAUUUCCGCCAAUUGGUUGAAGACAAUAAAACAACAGCGACGGAUUGAAUUUCGUCUUUUAGGAUGCAAACCCUUAAUUUAAAUGUGAUGCAAUUUCAUAGGUGUGCUGUUUCAUUAGGUUAUUUUGUACAAGUGUACCCUAUGUAGUGACAUUAUUAACAAUUCUGCUGUUGGUUAAUGUUGCCUAGUUUGGGUAGAUCUUCAGAAGUGAAGUAGUGUUCAUUGUAUUGUAUGAAUUAAUUUGAUGCUUUUUUGUUGUUGUUUUGCUGAGGAAGAUAUUAAGUAUUGUUAAUAUGCAGCUAUGAUAUAUUACUUUAUAGCAUUUAAGAUUUUUUAAAUAAAUGAAGGUAUUCAUGCAGAGCAUUUGCUAAACACUUGGUUGGAAUAGGUUUUGUAAUGAGGUACAUUUGUAUUAUUUAAUGGAGAAAUUAAUCCCUAUUUCUUUAUCAAAAACUAUUUAUCAAUCAGUGUUUCACAAUAAUAUCAUUUGUGCUUGAAUUGUGUGUUCUAUUUAUGCUUACAGUAUUUACAUUGUUAAUGUAAACAACACUAAACCAUACUAAAACUGUUUUUAUUUUUGUAUUGUUUAAAAAAAAAACUCUGUACAUUUAAAUUGUUACAUUGGAGGAACUAUUAUGUAUGACGUCAGUUCAUGUUGUGGCAUCAUGUCUUGAAUGUUAUGACAACUGCAAGUUCUCAAAGCCAUUUUUCCAUUUUAACUGUCAUUUGGCUUAUACAAAGCACAAUCAUUUCACUUCCCAAUUGAUUAAUAAAAGGAGUGUGCUUUCAAAAUUACUCAUAUUUUACUUUUAAGUUGUACCAUAUGAGUGUGUAUAUCUUCAAGCACCUGUCUCCUCUUCCAGUGAUUUACUUUUAACAAAGAAAUGAUUCUUUCCCUACUUCCACACAAGCAGAAUUCAUGCCCUUUCUCUACUGAUAAAAAUCUAGGUCACCUUGUCCUCUGCAUUUACAUUUCAAUAAACUUACCAAUAAUAACACAUUGUGUUAAUACGCAAUGAUCUUUGCCAAUGGAAGAUGAUACUUCUACAACCAAAUAGAAUAAUAGAGGCCAUUCAUCGAGCAGGUACGACUCAUCAGCUCUACCUCAUGUCCGUAAACCAUACAGACAGAUGGUCAGCAAUGGUUUAGCAUUUCUUGUGUGGAUUUCUGUUUGAUAUAGGUGAUAAAAUGCUUUAUUAGAACAUUUUGAAUGUUGUGGUUGUUUUACUGUGGUAGUUGUCAUGGCAAUUAUGAUAUGGCUACUUUUAUAAUUGUAUUUCCCAUAGCUGUCAGUCAGAGGGAGCUGCCCCUAGUGAGUUUUCUUCCUCAUUUUACCCAAAAAAGCUCAAAAAAAGUCCAACAGAUUACUUUAAUGGUGCUGUUAUGGUGUCUCUUGACCUUAUUAGGGCUUGCCAGAUGUAGUCUUGAUAACAUUAUUAAAACUAUUAUAGGGCAUAAAAAUGAGUGGUCCAUUGUGUGCAGAGCACCUCCAUAGUUACACAUCCUACAGAGUUGCUUUAGUAUGACCAAAAACAUCUGACUCAUUGAGGUCUGUUGAGUAAUAUAUCCAUUGAGUGUCACCACAAUAAUAUUACAUACUAAAUCCCUCAUUGAAUAAGAUCUGCCCUCUUAACUGUCAAAGUCCAUUAAACACCCUUCCCAGAGCAGCGACCAGCUGACGGGAACCCAACACCAUCCCGGCUGCCACCAUUAGCAUUAUAAAAUGAGCAAACGGCUAGAAUGAAGCUCAAGGGAGUACAAAGCUCUCCAGAUACAUAUCUGAUUCAAACAGAUGGGAGGCACUGGAGGUGUAAGCAGGUGGAUAAAGACCUGAACAGUGAACUGGGUGAAGAUAUAGAGUUUAGUUGAUGUUGUACAUCCCCAGAUCUCCCAGAUACAUGGGUGUUGCCAAAAUGGUAGCUUGAGCUUUUCCUAAAACAGAUAUGAAAAUUACAAUAUGAAAGUAUUUCACUUUAAGUAUGAAACAUUUCUUGA